Messenger RNA from Physella acuta, 1779 nucleotides. Its product is annotated as zinc finger protein 585A. Gene Ontology annotation, molecular function: DNA-binding transcription factor activity, RNA polymerase II-specific. Gene Ontology annotation, cellular component: nucleus. The record is from RefSeq and is a predicted model, not a curated record. NCBI's taxonomy places the organism in Eukaryota, Metazoa, Mollusca, Gastropoda, Physidae. Gene Ontology annotation, biological process: regulation of transcription by RNA polymerase II.
GUUUAGGCUUAUGAAUGUGGCCCACUAACCAGGCCUACCUACACUAGUAUUGUCAUACUGAAGAAAUAAUAUCAGAAAAGGAAAUGGCGUAUUCACAGAUAUUAAAGCUCACAAGUGAUGAAGAUCAUAUUUUCAGUUGCUGGUACUGUGAUUUUAAAACCAGGUUGUCUGAAACAAGAGACUUCCACUACUUGACAGUGCAUAUUUCUCAAGUUUCUGUAUACUCUUGUCCCUAUUUAAUAGAUGAAUGUGAAUUUCAAAACAUUAUGCCCCAUGAAGUUGUUAAACACCUCAUGGAUAUUCACAUAAAGCCACUUGGAGAAACAGUGGGAAAUUAUAGAUGUAACAUGGACUGUUUAUUUUGUAACUUUAAAAGCCAUGCAGAAUCUGGCCCAAUGGACAUCCACUUAACAACACAUUUGGUAAAGGGUACACUUUAUAAUUGUCCACAGUGUCAGUUUUCCUCUAUUUUAAUAAAACAAGUAUUUUUGCACAUGACUAACAUUCAUUUUCUAAAAACAAAACAAGAAUUAUUUGAGAAAUUUGAAAUUGAUGAUUCUUGUUUAAAAAGCAAACAUAUUGGUCUGGAAAAAAGAAGGAAUCAUUUUAGAAACGAUUGUGAGAAUCAGAGUGAAAAAAUCAAUGUUGAUAAAAGUUCUUCCUUUCAAACUGAAUUGGGUCUCACACAUGAAGCAAAUUACACAAAUUUAUUUCUAAAUGAGGAUGUCAAAAAUAUGCAGUUUCAGACAGCUCUGCUUACAGUUACAGGCUCAAAUUUACCUAAGGAAUCAAAUGGUAUAUUAGAAUCAGCUGAUUCUAAGGCAAUAAAUGGUCAUCGCAAACGUCAUCCACAGAAAAUUGUAAGACACUAUAAUACUAGAUUUCAUAUUAAGUGUAAAAUGUGUGAUCCUAUUGUUGAUGAAACUAAUUCUUCAAAAAGUCUUAGAAUUAAGGAUUUAAAGAGCCUCACAUUUGAUUACAAAAAACUAAACAAGCCUAAAAGAAUUAUUUCCUACUCUUGUGUUCUUUGUGGGAAAUCUUUUUCUCGAAAGUUUUCUUUGAGGUUUCAUUUAAAGCUCCAUCAAAAAGGAAAAGAUAGACUUUUGGUUAAAACGACAUGUAGCACACUGAAGAUAAUUAAUAAAGUGAACAAAACUUCAAAAAACAUUAAAGCCCUUUGUAAUGUGAAGGUUCAAACAUCUCUCAAUAAAAAACAGUAUCUUUCCAAUGCAGCAAUUUCCUACUUAUGUGUUCAAUGUGGGAAAUUAUUUCCUAAAAAAACUGCUUUAUGGUUGCAUUUAAUGGUCCAUACUCAAGGAAACUGUAACAUCAUUGCUAAAAAUAUGAUAGAUAAAAUAAACUUAAUUGACUUUAUUUUAAAUGAUUCUCUUUUACGAUUAGUCAAACGCAAGGACCAUUAAACUAUUUAUACUGAUUUUUUAAAAUCUGUAAUAAUUGUGUACAAUUUUCCUUGUCUUUUCCCAGCACAAAGAAUAAUUUUCUUAAAGCAUAUCAUUAUCUAUGUGCUGCUCUGUAAAAAACAGCCAUAACUCAGUACCAGAAAAAUCCACAAGUUUACUUGCUUGGCCUUUUAAAAAUUUAAUUUCAUUAACAAUAUACAUUUUUUAUAGUUCUUUUCUACUUUAAAUCAGGCACUUGACAAUGAUAUUCAGCUUAAGUAAAGCAUUUGUAAAACAUUUAUUGUAUAUAGGGCCUAUCGAUUUAUUUUAUAAUAGAUUUACUUUUCAUUUAAAACCGCUUCUUUACUGUAAAAUUUCU